AUGGAUCGCAGGACCACCGACAGCGAAUGGCCGAUUGGGUAUCCCUUCGUCGCCUCGCGCGACUUCACGCUGCCCGCACCAAUUCCAAAUGUGAUCGCUAUGCGAAGCGGUGACCACGGCAAGGUGACUUCGAAGGCGAACACCAACGGCAACAUCUGCGUGCAGUACCCACAAGACGUUUCGGGCAACCCUGGCCGCGAAGGAUGGGUGCCCAGGGAUGACAUUCGCAUCGGCACCUCAGCAAGGAUCGGAGAACCUAUCCUUAUCCAAAUUGACCAGAAUGCUUCGGCAGGCCGAUCCGGCAAGACGGUGUGCGGCCUCUUGUCUGCGUGGUACGAAGGGCGCGGAGACCUCCCCACCGAGCCGGAGGUCAUCACAGAUUUGCUUAAGUCGGAGUCAGACAUUCGUCAACAAACGAACAAAAUAGUGGUUGGCGUAGGUAAGGUGUCAAGUGGGCUUCAGCAGUGCCUGGAUCGGCAAGACUUCACCCUGUGGCAGCUGAAGGGGUCUGCGCCAGAUGGCGAGCAUGAUCAGCAUGUUGGCAUCUACGUCAUCGUCCACUGGGACUUCAUCGGCCAGCCUGAGCGAGAGCCUGAGCCGUAUGCUGGGAGCACUGCUCGCAGCUUCGAGAGCAGAUACGGGGAGCACGUGGAUGCCAGCAAAGACCCCGAGAAGAAGGGUGUCCAUUACAAUGCCGCGCGACUGGCACGGAAGCACUGCAUCUUCCCAAUAUCCUACCUCAACGUUGACGAUGCCGAGAGCCCGGAAGUCAAGCUUGCAGAGCAAGUAUUCAUGAGCCUGCUUCAAACCACUUGCAAGGAGGUGCUCAACUUCAAAGCGGACGGCUUCACAGGAGAGACGGAGGAGCAGGACAACAAGAUUGGAGCUCCCGAUUCAGUCUCAAGGGUCUCGAAGUACUAUGUGCAAAAGGCAGAUGCCGUCGUCUUGCGCAAAUUGGCCGAUCAGGUCUUCGAGCGCACAGGUUGGCCAGGAGGAUGCGACAGGAGCACGGGCAAGAAGGCCUUUGGAUCAAGUGCGGGUCUAAACUGGACGAGCCCUCUGACCGGAUUACGAAAAGCGCGGACUAUCUGGACGAAAACCAGCAUCCCUGGACAAUUUGCAAACUUCCGUCGGACUGAUCUUGUGACGCGCGUUGCUACAGGUGGAGCCGGCGUCCCCAGUCUCCAGGUGUACCUGAAGCACCAUACGCCCACCAAUACAGCAUGGAUUGCCCUGCUUCGACGCGAUAAGCCAUGGCCUCCAGAAAAUUCAAAGAUCCACGUCGUCCUCGAGCUUCGCCUGGACGGUAAGCCUCAUACUGCUGGUCUCGCGCGGGCUCCAGGUGUCGGUGCUCUAUCGGAUUGGGCCAACGCUAACCAACUGGGCAUGCGUAUCGAGUGGCAGAGGGAUGACGGUGUCUGGGUACAGCGGCAAUUCCAGCUCAGGGACGACAAUGAGAAGCUAGCUUAUGCACCAAACGGUAUGACACAGAACUACAACAUCGCGAACGGCUUGAGAGGCUACGUCCUCCAGGAGCAGAGAACACUUUCCACGGAACAGCAAGAAUGGAUCUGGGACUUCGGGAUUGCCAGGGUGAAGGAGGUCUACCUCGACCAUCUCGACCAGACGAUUCGUGUCCGCGAUCUUCCGGGGUCCCGUGUCGUGCCAGGGCCUACUUUCAAGACGAUGCAACAGAUCGGGCAAGAGCUCGUCGAUCUCGGGGCUGGAAGAUAUGCUAGACCCUCAGAUACUCAGUACCCCAUCUUUCCAGACGGUCAGCAACGUAGCGCAGGACGUUCUCGUAAGAGCUGUAACGCUUGCUACGCGAACACGGUUCUGGGCAGGUCAAACACCAUGUGUGUGGAAGUCCCAGGGCAGAAUACAUGUGAGAGAUGUCAACGCUACGGCCGACCAUGCACAUUUGCACACACCCGCGAUCUCGAGAACAACCCAGCUUUGCUCCGUGCUCUCACCAACCCCAAUGAGGUUCCGUUCACGAUCACCAGUGUUGAUGGGAACGACAAGAUGGAGCGGUUUAGAGCUUGA
Messenger RNA from Saxophila tyrrhenica, 2046 nucleotides. RefSeq lists its product as uncharacterized. Gene Ontology annotation, biological process: regulation of DNA-templated transcription. Lineage: Eukaryota; Fungi; Ascomycota; Dothideomycetes; Mycosphaerellales; Extremaceae. Gene Ontology annotation, molecular function: DNA-binding transcription factor activity, RNA polymerase II-specific; zinc ion binding. The coding region runs from base 1 to 2046 and encodes 681 amino acids. The record is from RefSeq and is a predicted model, not a curated record. The transcript has 3 exons.